GCCAUGCCAUGCCAUGCCAUCCUGUCGCAUCGCCUCUCCUUCCACUUGUCUUUGCGUCUUCCCAUAACCUUCCUUUCCAACCAACCUCCUCUCCCCCUAUCACCGCCCCAUUGUUACUCCGACUAUCUGUACCCGUUGAGCAAGUAGUGUACCUCGUUGUCCAUCGGCCGCUCCAUCACCAAAGAAAGGCCUGGUCGCCUCUAGAGACAUUCACCACCACCACUGCCACCACUACCAACGUCGACGGCUCUUUGUAUCACGACCAAACUUGUGCCCAACUCCUCCUACCCGACACUGCUCACUAUCCAUCCAUCUUUUCAAGACUACCUUAUUCGAACCGACGUCGGUAUUCUCCGCCAACCAUCAACACACUUCUCUCGCCCUAGACUCCCCUCUUGGCCACCUCUACAUCACGAUCGCGCAUCCAAUUCGGGUUGCCAAAGUUGGCUGAUUUCUUGGCCUCACGAGGACAAUCAACUUACCGAACCGCAAGCCAGAAGCCCAGGUCUGGACCGUCCGCUCUGUUCGACCUCGUUUGAGUUGCACCGCACUGCAGUGCACCAUAUCGCAAAACACCUGAUGAAUCGCGGUCGCGGACCCGCGUGCUUCUAAUAACUGGAUGCGCUCUCUCUGAUCCAGUUACACACUUUCUUUCCGCACUCCCGUGGAUCCUGUCGCCACGCUGCUUAUCGCCAUCAACUUCGACGCUGCACCCCCUCUUUCGCCUAAAUCCCCCUCUCAUCAUUUUCUUAGGCCAUCAAUUCCCGGCCGGCUCUUGUUUUCUCACUCUCACCCCACUCUCUGCAGUUCCUAGCGGACGACCAUCCAGCGACUUGUCCGACCGUUCAGUUGCUGCCGAAACCGAUACCCGUCCAAACGCUCAGCUGGCUUGUUUAUGCCACAGACGCAGUCCAAGACGCAAAGGCCGAUAUACACACCGUGGACGAGGCAGACAGUUUGAUACACGCACAGCUGAGACAUCACCAAUCGAGGGCCAUUAGUCGUCGUCCCGCUCUGCCGACCUCGACUUGACCUGUCCGUCUGGACCUCAGGCUCGACUUUGCCCCCCCUUCCCCAACUGGUCCCCCACACUAUCCGAGGGCGACAUUUCACAUCCCGUUUUACACAUUCCACAGCUCACGAUGAACGGCAGUCAACAAGCCCAAGAACCGGCAGCGCAACAGCCUCUACAGCCGCCAGCUGUGGAUGCCGAUGCGGGUGCGGGUGCCGGUGUUGGUGCGAACGGUAACUCGAUGACGGCCAAGAAGCGCAAGAAGGACGGUCUGAAGCCCAUCAUUACCACCGAGACACCCCCGUAAGUUUGAUCAAUGGAGCAUUUUCUUGACUCUUCUUUUGCUUUACGUUGUUUGCAGUUUCGUAAUGUUGUAUUUCUGUUCGUUCCCUAGGCGGAGAACAGUCAAAAUGUGCUCUUCUUCACCUCUCAAUUUUGUUUCCAUUUGGCGCCUCAAGCUUCAUUUGCACAGGACAUUCCCCUCCACUGCUCGCGCUAUUACCCCUCUAUAUUGUCUAAAUGCGCCCGAUACCGCAUGUCCUACCCUACGCUCGUAGCGGGGCGGAGCACGG
This is a messenger RNA of Colletotrichum destructivum, 1584 nucleotides long. RefSeq lists its product as uncharacterized. The transcript has a single exon. NCBI's taxonomy places the organism in Eukaryota, Fungi, Ascomycota, Sordariomycetes, Glomerellales, Glomerellaceae. Bases 1143 to 1319 code for a protein of 58 amino acids. The record is from RefSeq and is a predicted model, not a curated record.